Populus nigra (black poplar) is the source of this 1671-nucleotide messenger RNA. RefSeq names its product 7-deoxyloganetic acid glucosyl transferase-like. Lineage: Eukaryota; Viridiplantae; Streptophyta; Magnoliopsida; Malpighiales; Salicaceae. Gene Ontology annotation, molecular function: UDP-glycosyltransferase activity. Bases 105 to 1550 code for a protein of 481 amino acids. The transcript is spliced from 2 exons. The record is from RefSeq and is a predicted model, not a curated record.
CUCGGAGAUCUUACUGCAAUAUAUACAAGGAUACGUUACAUAUGGAGUAGCAAGCGAGCAACCUUCCUGCACUGCCAUUCAGAACUAGCUUCCUACGAGCAAAAAUGGAAAACAGGUCGAAUCCUCCCCCUCAUGUCCUAAUCUUUCCUCUCCCUUGCCAAGGCCAUGUCAACUCCAUGCUCAAGCUAGCCGAGCUUCUAAGCCUCGCCGGAAUUAACAUUACCUUCCUAAAUUCCGAGCACAACCAUGAGCUUCUAGCCCGUUAUACGAAUAUUGAAGAUCGUUUUACGAAAUAUCCUGGGUUCCAAUUCCAGACCAUAGCUGAUGGCCUGCCUGUAGAUCACCCGCGCUCAGGUGGCCAGCUCAUGGAGCUUUUUGACGCGAUGAAGUUGGUUACAAAGCCAGUCUUUAAAAAGAUUUUGCUUGAGACUAAGCCGCCAGUUAACUGUAUUAUAGGAGAUGGGAUUCUUGGAUUUGUUGGUGAUGUUGCCAUUGAGGUUGGAGUUCCGUUUAUUUAUUUUCGUACCGUUAGUGCCUGUUCCUUCUGGGCUUAUUUUUCGAUUUUUGACAUUAUUGAAGGUGGUCAACUUCCCAUCAGAGGAAAUGAAGAUAUGGACCGUCUCAUAACCAAAGUACCGGGGAUGGAAACUUUUCUCAGGUGCCGAGAUCUUCCUAGUUUUUGCCGAGUCAGUGACAUGACACACCCGUUUCUCUUACUGGUCAUGAAUGAGACACGACAGUCCCCUCGAGCAAAAGCACUCAUACUCAACACAUUCGAAGACCUUGAAGGGCCAUUGAUGUCUCAAAUCCGAACUCAUUGCCCCGAGAUCUACAGCAUUGGACCUCUCCACGAGCACUUACAAGCAAAGCUCAGCGCGAAGAACGAAAAAUCGUGUCAAUCCUCCAACAGUCUGAGGGAAAUUGACAGGAGCUGUAUGACAUGGCUAGAUAAUCAACCUGAGAAAUCAGUGCUCUAUGUUAGCUUUGGCAGCUUCACAGUGAUGACUAGACACCAGUUGUUGGAGUUCUGGUAUGGUCUUGUUAGUAGCAAGAAGCGGUUCUUGUGGGUUAUAAGACCUGAUUCUAUUGCCACGAAAGAUGGUGAAUUUGAAAAAAUUCCUGUGGAGGUUGAGGAGGGGACUAAGGAAAGAGGGUUUAUUGCGGGGUGGGUGCCACAAGAGGAGGUUUUGGCACACAAGGCAAUUGCUGGGUUUUUGACACACAGUGGAUGGAACUCAACUUUGGAGAGUAUAGUGGCUGGAGUGCCUAUGAUUUGCUGGCCUUAUUUUGCUGACCAGCAGGUGAAUAGUAGGUUUGUGGGUGAAGUUUGGAAGCUAGGGUUGGACAUGAAGGACCAGUGCGAUAGAGAGAUCGUUGAAAAGAUGGUGAAUGACCUGAUGGUGGAGAGGAGGGAGGAGUUUGUAAGAUCGGCGACUAGGAUGGCAGAGUUGUCUAGAAAGAGUGUCAGAGAAGGUGGGUCCUCUUAUUGUAAUCUGAACCGUUUGAUUGAGGAUAUAAGGACGAUGAGUGUGCGAGUACAUGAUAUCUGAGAUAGAGGAGUAAGAUAUUGCUUGCACUUACCAUUUCACUGCGGUUUGCUUCGGAUUUCCUUGAUUUCAUGAAUAAAAUUAGCAGACAAUAAUAAACCAUGUCUUUCUUGGCAUUGAUAAA